Molecule: messenger RNA, 1475 nt
Organism: Danaus plexippus (monarch butterfly)
Lineage: Eukaryota; Metazoa; Arthropoda; Insecta; Lepidoptera; Nymphalidae
Gene: BBS4
Product: Bardet-Biedl syndrome 4 protein homolog
Exons: 9
Coding region: 119-1417 (432 amino acids)
Biological process (GO): cilium assembly; protein localization to cilium
Cellular component (GO): ciliary basal body
Molecular function (GO): protein binding
Source: RefSeq, a predicted model, not a curated record
AUUAUACUAUUCUGUAGAACUGGUCUCACGGUAUUUAAAUUUAGAUUGUGGAAACAUUACUUCUAUGUUUCCACGGUGAUAAGAAAAUAAAAACAAUUGAAGAAACAUAUUUUUUAAAAUGCGAAAACAGUCUUCUGUUGAGACAUUGUCGACAAACGAUUUUAAGAACAAUUCUUUCAACUGGCUGUUAUACGCGCGGUAUGUUCGGGGCGAGAACACUUUGUGCCUGGAGCUGGUGGACCGUCUGCAGCAGGAUGCAGAUAACAAACACAGAUACGCACAUUAUAUUAAGGGUGCGAUGUUAGCCGACGCGGGAAGGUUACAGGAGGCGGUGGAAAAGUAUCACAGCUGUAUCAGAUUGCAGCCCCGAGAUCCGGAUCCUUUAAAACAGGUUGCGAAAUGUUUGUAUAAACAAGGCAGAACGCAAUUAGCGCUCGAAGCUUAUUUGGAGGCUGAAAAAAUAUCGAAACAUCCGGAUCCCGACGUUUACUGUGGAUUGGCGUCAUGUGCGGCGUCCAUCAGCGACCCUCGCGACGUGUCGUGGGCCCGCGCGGCCCUGUCCGCGGGCGGAGGAGAGCGAGCCGCCUCGCUGUUGGCCGCGCGACUGUUGGCUCGCGGAGACACAAAGGACGCACUCGCGGUCUACGAACACGCUGUCAGUGAGUACUCGUGCGGGGCAGACACGUUGUCUGCGGCGGGAGCGUUGUGCCUGCGGACGGGACUUCCCCGCCGGGCGUUCCAGUUACUAGGCGAGGCGCUGUCUCAGCAGCCGACCCAGCACGCCGCGGCACUGGCGCUGGCCGCCAUGCUGCUGCAGCACCGUGACGAGGACGCCGCCCUCGCCAGGCUCAAGGCCGCCCUCACCGCGCACCCGGAUUGUGUCGCCGCACACUCCGACCUCGGCCUGGCUCUGUUCUCCAAGAAGAAGUUCAUAGCGGCUCUGUGGUGUUGUCUCCGCGCGUCGUGGGCCGCGCCCCUGAGCGCGGCGGCGGCUCACAACGCAGGCCUGGUGUUGCUCGCGAGCCGCCGCCCAGCCUCCGCCUUCUGCCGCCUCGCCUCCGCCGCCGCCCUAAAUCCUCGAGACGCUUACACUGUUCUACUGAUAGCGUUGUCACUGGAGCGUGUGGGAGACGGUCGCGCGGACGCCGCGUUCGAUCGCGCGUGUGAACUGGCCCCGCAUGACGCGCUCGUGAGGAUCAACUGCGGCGGGCGACACGCGCGUGUGGGACGACUGGAACACGCCGCUAGAGAGGCUGGCGUCGUAGCAAGGUUGCUAGAAGACCAACCGGAUGCUCAUUUGGCGAGCUCAUUGGCCACAUUGAUGGCAUUACUUACUGAAGCAGGAAUUACUAUACAAGUGACGGAACCUGAUGAGACAUACACGGCCAGAGAGGAACUGGCUUCAGACGAAGUUUAAAGGAGACGAUGGAAAAAUUAAUUUAUUAUUAAUAUUUAUUAAUAAAUUAUGUACAUGA